AUGUCACAAAACGAUUCUAAAUCAAUUGAAGCUUCUUACAAUACCGGGAUCGAGAAUGGACCUACCGUAUCAACCCUUCUAAACUGCCAUCAGGUAAUUUCGUUUGCGGGGAGACCGAAGGCGAGGGUCAUUACAGCAACGACGAUGAUGGUCGGUCCUAAAGGCUCAUCGGUGUCUCUGCAUUUCCCGACGACCCCUUAUCCUUCACCGACUCUGUUACCCAAUUGGUCGCAUGUCCUUCGAUGGAAAGACGCAAGUACUCAGAUAGCGAUUUACGGAUGUGAACUUGAUUUGUCUUCCCAGAGAUCGAUAGCAUCGGUUCAUUCCAAUCCUACUUCACUUGGGUUAAAUUCAUAUUUGGAAUUCCCAACCAAAGUUGCAAUUGAAGGUCAUGCUAAUUGCGGUUCUCUUAAAAUGGCGAUGAAGACUAAAUUUUCAAUAAUUCAGGUAUGGUGA
Lactuca virosa is the source of this 456-nucleotide messenger RNA. NCBI's taxonomy places the organism in Eukaryota, Viridiplantae, Streptophyta, Magnoliopsida, Asterales, Asteraceae. The record is from the annotation of a GenBank genome assembly.